AUGGGUACACCAAGGAAAAGAACGAUUUUGGUUGAUAACGUCGCAGUUCCGCGAUUCGCCUUCGGACUAGGAUCUUUGAUGCAAUGGGCUCCCAACCAUGCUUACCCCCUCCCUACUGACAGUAGUAAAGACGUAUCGCAGGCGCUUAAAGCGGGCUUCCGACAUAUCAACACCGGCGACAUUUACACCAACAACGAGUCCGCGGCAGAAAGCAUCGAGGCGUCCGGGAUCGCCCGCAAGGACUUGUUCUUCAGUUUAAAACUCAACACCUAUGCUGCGCUUGGAUGUAGAGGCAAGGAGAGUAUGGUGGAGAGUACCAAGAGGGAGAUUGAGCGCUUCGGACUAGACGGCUAUGUAGAUCUGUUGCAACUUCAUUUUCCGCCCAGAGGCCAUCCAGGAAAUUUGACCAACCGAGAAGCAUGGAGAGUUCUCGAAGAAUUCAAAGAUCAGAAGAUGGCAAGAAUCAUCGGCUUGUCUAAUUGGACACUUGCGGACUACGAAGAUCUCAUGGAUGCUCCUGAUAUCAAGUACAAGCCGCAGAUCAAUGAGUAUGAGAUGAACCCGUUCUUACUCUCCGAUCCUAAACUACGGGAUCUUAGUUUCUACGAGAUGAAACAUGGCAUAGUUCAUAUGAACUACGGCUUCUUGUCUAUUCUGUCCGGCAAGCUGCCACAUGAUGGAGCUCCAGCAUUGCUGAAAGAAUUAAGACUAUUAUCAAACGAGACUCAUCUUACGGAAACGGAACUGCUUCUUGCUUGGGCAUACGACCGCCUAGAUGGUAUCGUCAUAUCGUCAUCAUCUCAAGAGCACCGCUUGGUGGGACUUGCAAAGCUGUUCCUGGAAAAAGACCAGGUUUCUUUAGAGCAGAGUGUCUACGACCGUAUCGAGAAGGCUGCAAGCGAAGACGGUUAUGAGGGGAAGACGUUUUACAAGCAUGGCCAUAUGGAUGCUGCUGCAAGCAAAGGUUGA
This is a messenger RNA of Alternaria burnsii, 969 nucleotides long. RefSeq lists its product as uncharacterized. The record is from RefSeq and is a predicted model, not a curated record. The transcript is spliced from 3 exons. The coding region runs from base 1 to 969 and encodes 322 amino acids. NCBI's taxonomy places the organism in Eukaryota, Fungi, Ascomycota, Dothideomycetes, Pleosporales, Pleosporaceae. Gene Ontology annotation, molecular function: oxidoreductase activity.